AUGCAAUUCCUCACACAAACCAUCAUUGCAGCAGCAUUUCUUGCUGGCUUUGUCUUCGCAGCACGAAGCCCCCAAGGAUCCGGAGCUCCGGUUAAUGGAGGAAGUGGUGGCGUUCAAGGAAACGUCAGUAUCCCAAUUAAAAAAUUUGCCAUGAGAGUAUAAAACCUAACAAAAAGUAGUGCAAUUUCUUCUGUUGUGAGCGUAACCUAGGUACCGGUGGUACGCUAUGCAAGAACAAUACUGUGAUUCCUCAUCCUUACUCUGAUGAUUGCUCGACGAUGCCUAUUGGGAGGUUCCCUAAUGGUGAUGGAAAGGCGGUUCCGGUUUGCUGUGCCAAUCCUAAUUGUGAAAAUCAACCGGGGUGA
Messenger RNA from Sclerotinia trifoliorum, 365 nucleotides. The record is from the annotation of a GenBank genome assembly. Lineage: Eukaryota; Fungi; Ascomycota; Leotiomycetes; Helotiales; Sclerotiniaceae.